GUCCUACUUUGUCAUCAUGGCGCCUCCGGCUCUACUUCCUGAUCACGAGCAGCUCUCUCUAUUCAUAUCCCUUAGUGGUCGAGGUUCAAGCCGACGCACGCAUGCGUGAACCUGUGGGACAGUUGCGAAGCAGAGACUGGGUCUACGAUGCGGAGCACUAUUGGCAUAAGGCCUUUGAGAGUUCCACAGCCUAUGGAGUAGCCUUGAUUCUGGCGGCCCGAAGGACAACGGAGCUCAACUUUCACUUCUUCCAUGAGACUUACAAAGCAUGUAAGAGAGGUGGCGGAGGAAGUAGGACGUCCAUGGAGGACAGCGACAAGGAAGCCAUUGUGAUCGACGGAUCAGUAGAUGGAGAGUCUGGAGCACCAGCGCAAAAUCAUGAGUCUACAAGAAGUGCAAGAAAUGAGCUUGAGCCAGCAUGCACACUAGACUUUCAUUGUGAUCGUGCAGAGAUUCUCAGAGUAUUGGAUGACAUGCUACAUGGGGAGUCGUUUGUGGCUGGUUUUGGUCAGAUCAUCAACGAGAUGAGGAUUUUAGAAGGUGAGAGAGCAGAAGCGCUGGGAAACUCUCCUGCGAAGAAGGCCGAAAAUCCGAGGAAUACAAACGAAGAUGAGGCAACCGUGGCACAUGAAGAAACGCUGCAGCCAAGUCAGAGUCUCACGGUCGCGCAAGCAUCAGAGGCUCUGAAAGUGGAACUUUUUGACGUGUUGAGGGAACUUCAUACGGAUAUCACGACAGGAGGACACGAGGAUGUCUGCGUUCCAGCCACGCUAGUUCAAGCCGCGAUGCAGGAGGUAGCCUCAGUGAGUAACAUCGCGAUGUCAAGACUGCAUGUGGCACAGCUCCACAACGAGCCUGAAGUUUGGCGGAGAGCAAAGGAAACGGAACAAGAUUUAUCGUCCGUACCCAGAGCUGCAGCAGGUGGAGCUUCACGGCCACCGACAUACGAUUUGCAAUUUCACAGUGACUUAGGCACCCAUCGGAACGAAAUCGUUCCAAAAUUGUGCAGACAAAUUGGCUGCCGGAACUACCUCGAAAUAGGAGUGAUGAACGGGGAUUGUGCAGCCGCGGUUUUGAUGGAUCAAUGGAAAUACAGCAGAGAGGACGAGGCGGCUCUCCAGGACAACGGGCAAGGCCGUGAAACCUUGACUUUAUUAAAAACCAUGCACCUCAUAGACCCCUUUGAGAAUGCUACAGCAGCAUACUAUGACCAAAUGGCACCCUGGUCCGUGGAUUACAAGUUGCAGCAACGAAGGAGAUUGAAAGUAAGUCAACGGUUCGCGGGAUUUCGGGAAGAUGCUAGUUUCCCGAGAUUGUUGGAGAAUAAAGCCAGUGUAGAAGUGGAACCGAAUCGCCCGCAAGUGAAACUACAUUUCAAGACCAGUCGGGAGGCGCGCAGAGACUUCGAACAUUUCUUGUCAGAGAAACUACACCACGCCCAAGAACACGAAGGCCACACGUUACAGCCUCUUACAACUUCUACGACUCAAUCCUCAUCAACGAGACAUGAUCCGUUGUUCGACCUCAUCUUCAUAGACGGCGACCAUUCCUACCAGGAAACACUGUACGAUUUAGAGGCUUGGAGCGAACUUGUGCGUCCUGGUGGUAUCGUCGCAGUGCAUGACUACAGUGCUGACUGUGUCAACUGUGAAUUCGAGGUGGUCCGUGCGAUUGAUGACUUUUUUGGAAGAAGAAGAAGAACAAGGCUCAAGGUCGAUCUCAAUGUCAAUUCAACAUCAUCAAACUCAAAGUUUCCAUCUCCAACGCCAACGAGAUCAAGAACAGUAUUGCAUGCCUCCCCUGAUGUGCUUGUGUGGUUUUAUGUCUGA
Messenger RNA from Amoebophrya sp. A25, 1829 nucleotides. NCBI's taxonomy places the organism in Eukaryota, Dinophyceae, Syndiniales, Amoebophryaceae. The record is from the annotation of a GenBank genome assembly.